Messenger RNA from Periophthalmus magnuspinnatus, 1359 nucleotides. It is a transcript of the gene bhlhe23, whose product is annotated as basic helix-loop-helix family, member e23. The transcript has a single exon. The record is from RefSeq and is a predicted model, not a curated record. Gene Ontology annotation, molecular function: protein dimerization activity. NCBI's taxonomy places the organism in Eukaryota, Metazoa, Chordata, Actinopteri, Gobiiformes, Gobiidae. Bases 254 to 937 code for a protein of 227 amino acids.
AGGGAGGGCUGGCACAGGGAGAAAAAGAGUGAAGCUGAAGUCUAUAGCGCACGGACACAAUCAGACAAGUGUUGUUUAACGUAGGCUAUGCGCGCGUCGAGGGGGGAGCGCUGUGCGUAAAGGCUUCAUACAAACUCGCUGCUUUAGGAGUCACUGUUAGUGACAGGAAAGUCGUAGAAACAGGGCAACUGUGAGGGAAGUGCACAACAAGACAGGGUCAGACGACAAGAGGAGCGCACUUUUCUACAGAAAGAUGAAUGUCAAUGAGGAGAACCUACUGAAGUCCAUUAGCAACGACGCACUGCUGGACCUGACGCAGCGCUAUGGCCAGUCCGCUUUCGGCUUUGGUCCUAGCCACGGAACUGGAACUCCUGCCCGCUUUCCGCUGACACCCGCUACAGACUUCAUCUCGGGACAGACCACCAAGUCCAACGAGAGCGGCGGGGAACACACGAGUGAUGAUGACGAUGCGUUUGACUCUCUGGAGUCCAGGAAGAGGGGUCCGUCGUUUGGGGACGACAAGCCCGGAGGCCCACUGGCCAAAAAGUCUAAAGAGCAGAGGUCCUUGCGACUCAGCAUCAACGCCAGAGAGAGGAGAAGAAUGCACGACCUGAAUGACGCACUGGACGGCCUGCGCGCGGUUAUCCCUUACGCACACAGCCCGUCUGUGAGAAAACUCUCCAAAAUAGCCACUCUUCUUUUGGCUAAGAACUAUAUUCUCAUGCAGGCGCAGGCUCUGGAGGAAAUGAGACGGCUUGUGGCGUACCUGAACCAGGGCCAGACCAUCACAUCCCCAAUCCCUACCGCUCUGGCCCCCUUUGGACAAGCAGCCGUCUAUCCGUUCUCCAGCUCUGCGCUCGCCACCUGCGCCGAAAAGUGCUCGACUUAUUCCGGGACACCUUCAAGUCUCUUCAAACACUGUAACGACAAGCCUUGAUUUAUUUCCUUUAAAUUUAUGAACUUUGACCUCUGACACCCAUUCAGUCUCUCUCCCACUCUCGUUAUUUAAAUAGUAAAAAGUUAAGUUUAACAAAAUGUAUAACUUAUACUUCUAUAACUGUUUAUAGACCGCAGUUAAGUUGCUCUGUCACUUUCAAGAAUUUGCAGGUCAUGUUUUGAGAAGUUUGUCAUUUUAGUAAACUUGAACAGGUUUUGUCAUGUUUUGUUGUAACUAUGCAACAUUCAUCCAAUCUGAGUCACCCAAAUGAAUUAGCCUAUGGAUUCCCCGAAAUGGCAAUGUACUGAAAUUUUAGUAUUUUUAUUUGUAAUUCAUCACUGCACAGUUCUCACAUGAUUGUAUUGUACAACUGUGAAAAAGUCCGACUAUAAUUUCAAAUGCAGCCUACUGGUUGUGUCGCA